AUGCACCAUGCACAACGUGCAGCCACUUACAUCGAGGUUGACGUUAACCCCACAAUGAACCCCAACCCGAAUAUGCCUGUGAAGCCCACAGAAGCACGAGUGGGUCGUGAGAACCAGAGAUACAACCUGGAAACGGGCGCUCGAAUGGUUGCGGGCUGUAUUUGUAUGGACGAAGCCAAGGAACGGAUCAUUAUGAUUCUGAGUAUUAAGCACCCAGAUAGGUGGAUUCUACCAAAAGGAGGAAUUGAGUUGGAUGAAGGUGAUGAGUUUGUUACUACCGCGGUCAGAGAAACUUGGGAGGAAGCUGGAUGCGAAGGCAAGAUUUUGAGGAAACUUCCGGUGGUAUACGACAGCCGGGGUAAGAAUGCUCCAACCAUCAAGGGUUCAUUUGAUCCCUCAAAGGUGAUUCCAAAGACAGAAUUCCAUUUCUACGACAUGGUAAUCGACCAAUUGAGCCAAGAUUGGCCUGAGCUGCACAAGAGACAACGACGCUGGUGCACCUACAGCGAGGCUAAGCACGAAUUGGUCAAAGCCAACCGGCCGGAAUUGGUGCUGGCUCUCGAGCUGUCGGCCGUUCGACACGACGAAGAAGUAUAUUAA
Meyerozyma guilliermondii ATCC 6260 is the source of this 600-nucleotide messenger RNA. Its product is annotated as polyphosphatase. Gene Ontology annotation, cellular component: nucleus; cytoplasm. Gene Ontology annotation, molecular function: bis(5'-adenosyl)-pentaphosphatase activity; endopolyphosphatase activity; diphosphoinositol-polyphosphate diphosphatase activity. The record is from RefSeq and is a predicted model, not a curated record. Gene Ontology annotation, biological process: adenosine 5'-(hexahydrogen pentaphosphate) catabolic process; diadenosine pentaphosphate catabolic process; diadenosine hexaphosphate catabolic process. The coding region runs from base 1 to 600 and encodes 199 amino acids. NCBI's taxonomy places the organism in Eukaryota, Fungi, Ascomycota, Pichiomycetes, Serinales, Debaryomycetaceae. The transcript has a single exon.